AUGCUCCGUUUUCUUCUCGUUCCGGCCGUAUUGAUCGCUUGGGCCAACGGCGACUCCUGGGGCCCUUAUGGAGAGCAAUGUCUCGUUGGGAAGGUUUGUUUUGAAAUUGUUCAAAAGCUUCCAUUUCAUCUAGAGAAACUGAAAGGUACAAUGAAAAUAGUUAUAAUCGUUGUCACAAGAAAUCUGUGUACUUCAAUAUCAGAUCAAAAAGUUAUGAGCUAGGCGUUUCUGAAUCUUCCAGAUGAAGCUCAAUUGAGGUGUGACCUACAUCAUUCGAAAGCUGACAUCAAGACGAAUCGAAUAAUAUAAACAGAUAAGCUGUAGCUGCACUAGAAGCCGAGAUAUAAGUCUCCAAACAUUUCCUAGAAAAUAAAUUUGCGCGUGUGAUGAAACGCUUCGGCUGUAAUUUCGCGUCAGGUCAAGCGCCUGUCUGAGGCUCUCAUCGGUGUGGUUUUCUCGCGAAAAAGGAAAAGCUCAAAAAAAAAGUUUAACUUUUUCAAGUUUUUUCUAGUGUAAUCGAUAGAGCGGCUUUCACAUAGUACUGUUAUCAUAUCAGUUUUAAGGGAGAAGCUCAAAAAUGGGGUGAAAAAAACAGGUUAAAAAAAUCGUUUUUUUCAGAAUUUCAAGCUUCAUAACUUCUUUUUGUAUUCAAGUUAUACAAUAAAUAAUUAUAUCAAUCGAUUCGUCUUGUCAUCAGCUUUCUAGUGAUAUAGAUUUCAAAUAACUUGAAUCAACUUUGAUGACGUCACAAAAAUUUCCAGCUUACAUCUCAGCUUUUCCUUCAACUUAGGUGAUUCGUUAACCAAUCGAUAGAGCAUCUCAAGAUGGUCUCAAUGACGUAGCUAACUCGCUAAUAACUCUUCAGAACAACUAAUUGUAAGCUGAGACAAGUCUGCAGCUUCUGGAUGGUGCUGAAUCGAGUGAUAACUUAUAUCAUUGGGAAGCUGACGACGAGACGAAUCGAAUGAUAUACUCAGAUAAGCUGUAGCUGCUCUGCAAGCCGAGAAAUAAGCCUUCAAAGUUUUCCAUUAAAAUUUGAAAUGGCGUCAGAUAAAAUGCAUUUGGUGGGCUGCACCGCGGUGUACUUUUCUCGCGAAAAAGGAAAAGCUCGAAAAAAAGUUUGUUCUUUCGAGAUUUGAACUAGAUCAAUCGAUAGAGCAGCUUCCAUAUAGUAGUUUUAUCAUAUCACUUCCAAGGAAAAGCUCAAAAAUUUGGUGAAAAUUGGGUUUGAAAAUCCGCAUUUUUCCGACUUUCAACCACCAUAACUUUGUUAAUUUUGAAGUUACGGAGAAAUUGAUUAUAUUAUUCGAUUUGUCUAAUUAUCAGCUUUUCAAUGAUAUACGACUUCAAGAGUUUCCGUCAACUUGGAAGACGUGAUAUAAAUCCAUAGCUUACAUCUCAGCUUUUUCUUCAGAGUGGAUGAUAUGAUAACCCAUCGAUAGAGCGUCUCAUGACCUUUUCAACGAUAUAGUUGAAUCCGUGAUAGCUUAUCAUAACGUAAAGUUAUACGCUGAGACAAGUCUGAAGCUUCUGGAUGAAGCGCAAUCAGUUGACAAUUUAUAUCAUUGGAAAGUUGACGACGAGACGAAUCUAAUGAUAUGAUCAGAUAGGCUGUAGCUGCUCUGCAAGCCGAGAAAUAAGCCUUCAAAGUUUCCCAUUAAAAUUUUAAUUGGCGUCAGGUAAAACGCAUUUGGUGGGCUGCACCGCGGUGUACUUUUCUCGCGAAAAAGGAAAAGCUCAGAAAAAAAUUAGGCUUUUCAACUUUUUUCUAGUGUAGUGGAUAGAGCAGCAUCCAUAUAGUACUGUGAUCAUAUCAGUUUGAAGUGAGAAGCUCGAAAAUCGGAUGAAAAAAAGUCCGAAAAAAUGCCUUUUUUGGACUUUCAAGCUUCAUAACUUUUUUUGUUUUGAAGUGAUAGAAAAAAUGAUUAUAUCAUUCGAUUUGCCUUGUUGUCAACUUUCCAGUGAUAUGAGUUAUCAAUCGAUUUAGCUUCACCCAGAAGCUUCAGACUUGUCUCAGCUUGUAUCUUCAGUUAUGAAAAGGUACAAAGAGUUGAAGCAUAUCAUUGGAAAGGUCUUGAGACGCUCUAUCGAUUGGUUUACGUAUCACACAUGUUGAAGGAAAAGCUUAGAUGUGAGCUGGAAAGUUCUAUGACGUCAUCCAGGUUGAUGGAAACUUUUGAAGUCCUAUAUCAUUAGAUAGGUGAUAGUUAGACAAAUCGAUUGAUGUAAUCGAUUUCUCCGUAUCUUCAAAGUGAACAAAGUUAUGGAGCUUAAAAGUCUGAAAAAUGCGGGUUUUUAAACCCAAUUUUCCCCCCAUUUUCGAGCUUUUCAUUGGAAGUGAUAUGAUAACUCUACUAUAUGGAAGCUGCUAUAUCGAUUGUUAUAGUUAAAACCUCGAAAAAACGAACUUUUUUUUGAGCUUUUCCUUUUUUGCGAGAAAAGUACACCGCGGUGCAGCCCACCAAAUGCAUUUUAUCUGACGCCAUUUCGAAUUUUAAUGGGGAACUUUGACGGCCUAUAUCUCGGCUUGCAGAUCAGCUACAGCUUAUCUGAUUAUAUCAUUCGAUUUGCCUUGAUGUCAGCUUUUUUUUUUUAUCAACUGAUUGAGCUUCAUCCAGAAGCUUCAGACUUGUCUCAGCGUAUAACUUUACGUUAUGAUAAGCUAUCACGGAUUCAACUAUAUCGUUGAAAAGGUCAUGAGACGCUCUAUCGAUGGGUUAUCAUAUCAUUCACGAUAAAUAAGAAGCUGAGGUGUAAGCUGGGAAAGUCUGCGACGUCAUUUGAUUCGGUGGAAACGCUUUGAGCCCCAUAUCAUUAGAAAGCUGAUGAUUAGACAAAUCGAUUGAUGUAAUUACUUCCUCCGGAUCUUCAAAAUGAACAAAGUUAUGAAUCUUGAAAGUCGGAAAAAUGCGGAUUUUCAAACCCAAUUUUCACCCCAUUUUUGAGCUUUUCCUUGAAAGUGGUAUGAUAAAACUACUAUAUGGAAGCUGCUCUAUCGAUUGAUCUGCUUUAAACCUCGAAAAGCCGAACUUUUUUUUGAGCUUUUCCUUUUUCGCGAGAAAAGUACACCGCGGUGCAGCCCACCAAAUGCAUUUUAUUUGACGCCAUUUCAAGUUUUACUGGAAAACUUUGAAGCUUUAUAUCUCGGCUCUUAGAGCAGCUACAGCUUAUCUGAUUAUAUUAAUCGAUUCGUCUUGAUGUCAGCUUUCUAAUGAUACAGAUUGUCAACUGAUUGAGCUUCAUUCAGAAGCUUCAGACUCGCCUCAGCUUGUUACUGUUUGUACGGAUGAGUUAUCAGAGGUUGAGCUAUAUCAUUAAAACAGUCUUGAGACGCUCUAUCGAUUGGUUUUUAUAUCAUCCACGAUAAAGAAGAAGCUGAGGUGUAAGCUGGAAAUAUCUGCGAGGUCAUUCGAAAAGGUGGAAACUUUUGAAGCCCCAUAUCAUUAGAAAGCUGAUGAUUAGACAAAUCGAUUGAUGUAAUUACUUCCUCCGUAUCUUCAAAAUGAACAAAGUUAUGAAUCUUGAAAGUCGGAAAAAUGCGGAUUUUCAAACCUAAUUUUCACCCCAUUUUUGAGCUUUUCCUUGAAAGUGGUAUGAUAAAACUACUAUAUGGAAGCUGCUCUAUCGAUUGAUCUGCUUUAAACCUCGAAAAAGCCGAACUUUUUUUGAGCUUUUCCUUUUUUUCGCGAGAAAAGUACACCGCGGUGCAGCCCACCAAAUGCAUUUUAUUUGACGCCAUUUCAAGUUUUACUGGAAAACUUUGAAGCUUUAUAUCUCGGCUCUUAGAGCAGCUACAGCUUAUCUGAUUAUAUUAAUCGAUUCGUCUUGAUGUCAGCUUUCUAAUGAUACAGAUUGUCAACUGAUUGAGCUUCAUUCAGAAGCUUCAGACUCGCCUCAGCUUGUUACUGUUUGUACGGAUGAGUUAUCAGAGGUUGAGCUAUAUCAUUAAAACAGUCUUGAGACGCUCUAUCGAUUGGUUUUUAUAUCAUCCACGAUAAAGAAGAAGCUGAGGUGUAAGCUGGAAAUAUCUGCGAGGUCAUUCGAAAAGGUGGAAACUUUUGAAGCCCCAUAUCAUUAGAAAGCUGAUGAUUAGACAAAUCGAUUGAUGUAAUUACUUCCUCCGUAUCUUCAAAAUGAACAAAGUUAUGAAUCUUGAAAGUCGGAAAAAUGCGGAUUUUCAAACCUAAUUUUCACCCCAUUUUUGAGCUUUUCCUUGAAAGUGGUAUGAUAAAACUACUAUAUGGAAGCUGCUCUAUCGAUUGAUCUGCUUUAAACCUCGAAAAGCCGAACUUUUUUUUGAGCUUUUCCUUUUUCGCGAGAAAAGUACACCGCGGUGCAGCCCACCAAAUGCAUUUUAUUUGACGCCAUUUCAAGUUUUACUGGAAAACUUUGAAGGUUUAUAUCUCGGCUCUUAGAGCAGCUACAGCUUAUCUGAUUAUAUUAAUCGAUUCGUCUUGAUGUCAGCUUUCUAAUGAUACAGAUUGUCAACUGAUUGAGCUUCAUUCAGAAGCUUCAGACUCGCCUCAGCUUGUUACUGUUUGUACGGAUGAGUUAUCAGAGGUUGAGCUAUAUCAUUAAAACAGUCUUGAGACGCUCUAUCGAUUGGUUAUCAUAUUACUUAGGUUGGAGGAAAAGCGGGGAUUUAAGCUGGAAAUUUCAGUGACUCCAAGUUUAUGAAAUGAAGUAUCAUGUUCAAAAUUACAAUCGAGUCAAGCCCCAAUUUUGAAUUCUGACAAAUUAAGGAGCAAGUCUACAAUCCAGCAGACUCCUUCUCCGUGAAAUGGUACAACAUUGACCUGGACGAGGACCCGCGGACUCGUUGGAAUGAAGUCGGCGAGUCCCAUGGCAAACAAGUGAAAAUUUCCUUAAUCUAACUUCCAAAUUAAUUGUUGAGAUCCUCGCCGCCCUGGACACUGUGAAGAUGUUCAUCGCAUUGAUUGACGUGAGCAUCUACGACUUCCUCGUGGAGUUCGCCGCCAUGGGCGUUCCGAAUCUUCCAGAGCCCUACCAUCAAGAAAUCAUCGUGAGGAUCUUUAAUCAAGUUUUCUGAUAGAUACGAAAGAGCUUCAGGGCAUGGCGAAAGCUUCCGGGUUGUCCGUGGGCGAGGUGGCGCUGCUCAAUCUCUUCUACGAGAUCAAGAAGGGUUGCACUUCGAUCGUCGCCAGAGACAAGGACGGCGAAAUCUACCAUGCUAGGUGACUUUGAAGAGUUGAUGUCUAGAAUAACACGAAUUUCAGAAACCAGGACUUUGGCUUCUUGUUCUACUGGAACGUGACGCUGCAGACUUGGCAGCAGACGAUGGCUCUCAAGGAUUUGGUCAUCAAUAUUAACUACAUCAAGGACGGGAAAGUCCUCUUCAAGGGCGUCACUUUUGCGGGGCAUCUUGGAACACUUACUGGUAGGAUUAGUGACGUCAUUUUGAGCUUACGCAGCCUCUUGAAAAAUGUCUGGCUUAGGAAUCAUUUCGCCAAAGUUUUUAGCUUGCCGUUGACUUUGUUGACGUCAUGAAUCUAUGAACUGACGUCACAUUUUUCUAAAAUGCAUAUAAAAUACGAGAACUGCGCAAUUUCCAUAAUAUUUAUUAGACAAAAUGUUUCAUAGAAAAGCUUGUUCGGUGUCUAUUUCUUUGCAGAACAUUCUGAAACUCCCUGAAUCUUCAAAAUCUCUAUUGAAACUGUAGUCAAACCUCGAUUGACUCCAUCAACAGAAGCUCAUGACGUCACCAACCUAUUCAGGAAUCCGGCCGCAAGGCUUCAGUAUCUCCACGAACGCCCGCUUCGGCUCUGUCCACGAGAACAUCUACGACUUCUUCGUCAGAGGGCUGACCGGCCGAAGUUUCCUGAUGUACGCUGACCGGGACGUCCUCACCAAGUGCUCGACCUAUGAAGAGGUACUUUGAAUAGCCAUAUGAAAGAUCAACAACAACCUCAAGGCCUACGAGUACCUGACGACGGUGCCGCUGCUCGCACCAGGAUAUUUCAUCUUGGGAGGUCGUCAGAACAACCAGGGCGCCGUGAUCACCAGAGGACCCGAUGGGGCUGAACACGUCGACGUGGGUUUUGAAGGCGUCGACCUUGAGCUCAUCUGGCUUCAGACGAUGAACCAGACGAGCUGGUACGUGCUGCAGACCAACUACGACUGGGACAAGAAGGUCAUCUACUUGGACGACCGACGCGGGCCUGGACACGACUGCAUGAACAAGCUCGGGACCAAGAAUGUUAACUUGGCUGGACUUUUCCAGGUUUUUUCGGGGAUCGUUGCCCAUUUUGAGCUUCUGAUAAGAGGAAUAGGUCUUCUAGAGGUUCUAGAAACAAAAAAACUACUUUUAUUGUAAGGCAUACACAGUGAAUGGGACCCUAAUGAAGCAAAAUUGUGCCUUCAAGGUCACUAAAGUGAUCACUUCUCACUUAAAAAGAGCUAAGCCUAAAAUCCUCCACAACUCCGCUCAAACUAGACUAAUUUCCUCAACUUGACCCUCAUUUUAAAGCUCUUCUCCUACUCUUUCCAUCCAGUACAUCUCCAGGUGCUGAGCAGCAAGCCCAACCUCAACAAGGCGACCGUCUACACCUCGGUGAUGCACGUCAACGCCGGAACACUCGAGUCGUUCAUCCGCGAUUGCCAGAAUCCGUGUUGGUUCGUAUAAAGACUGAGAUUGAAUAAAAUGUUUAUCGAUACACGUUUUCUGUCUGAGAAAAAGCUCAAGUUGCUCUUGGCGCCUUUGGCGUCGUGUAGACGCGAACCGAAGCUGGACCAUCCACACUUUGACAUCGACCGUUUCCGUUCGCCGCCCAGAGUCUGUAAAAUGCGAGCAGAUGAGGUCCGGAACGGGAUAUUUUCUGAUUGAGGAGGGCAAGGUUGCUUGA
Molecule: messenger RNA, 6863 nt
Organism: Caenorhabditis auriculariae
Lineage: Eukaryota; Metazoa; Nematoda; Chromadorea; Rhabditida; Rhabditidae
Source: the annotation of a GenBank genome assembly